AUGGCAUCACCAACCAAGCGCCAUAAGGCGAAACGCCCUAGCCUCGAGAACGCUUUCGAAGGCCUUGAGGUUACACCAAGCCUAUCAAAUCCUGGGACCUCUCCAACAAUUCACCUUGGGAAGUCUCUUCGCAAAAUGAUGAAGUCUACCCUCCGUCUCGGCCAUGGAACCGUGUCUCGCUCCGUGCGCGGCAUAGAGACCAAGUUCACAAUUACCCAGGAUGAAUUCUACGACUACAAGAUCGCACACGAGGACUUCGACCCUGACUUGGUUUUCCCUGAGAUGGUUAAGCUUGGAAAUCAACUCCAAGAUAUUCUCCAAGCACGCCUCGAUCCUGAACAAGAAGCUGCGUUCGAGAACCACAUCUUGGAAUGCCUGGUUCACAUGGUCUACGGCUCAAACAUGAUUGAACAUGCCGGUGCGGGACUUGAAAUCACCUGGAAGCUGUGCAUGAGGAUCUUUCAAGGCGAGCAGGUUCCUGAGGACAUUGGAAAGCGGGAUGAGGAGUACAUGCGCAUCAAGGAGGAACGCAUGCGCGACAAGCUUUCCACGAGUACCGCCGCUGUCCUGCGCAGUCGCCGUGAAAUUGUUCAGCACGCCAAAGCAGCUGCGUACAUGAUCACAGAGCUCUGCCUACAUGACCGGGACUUGUCUGAGGAGAUUAUUCUGGAAACGCAUCGUAUCUUGACUUAUAAAGUCGAUGCUGAAAGCGCCCCUUGGACACAAUACAGUGGUAUCUAUCGUUGCGUGGAUGUUAGCGCAGGCCUCCAUACAUUUACCUAUCCUGUUCUCGUUCCUUCCAAGAUGCAACAAAUGAUUUACGAGCUUCAAUCCGACCUCCAACAAGCCGCAAAGUCUGGCGUUCUCGACCCUAUCAUGCUUGCAGCCAAGUACACACAUAUUUUCGUCAACAUCCAUCCAUUCCUCGAUGGAAAUGGCCGUAUGUGCCGUCUGAUCUUGAACAGUAUGCUUCUGAAGUUCGGCAGUUUCAUUGUCUGUCUUGGGGAAUAUGGGCCAGACCGCAAAGCUUACAAUGAGAUCGCCUCGGCCGCGUCUCAACUUGAAGAUACGUAUGACGGCCGUGAAGAGGAGGAAAAGCCUGUUAUGCAUAAGGAACUAGCAAGUCUGAUCUUGUCGCAUGCUAAGAAUAGCCUGGGAAAGCUCAUCAAGGCGAUCAUGAAAUAG
This is a messenger RNA of Penicillium subrubescens, 1185 nucleotides long. RefSeq names its product Fic family protein. Lineage: Eukaryota; Fungi; Ascomycota; Eurotiomycetes; Eurotiales; Aspergillaceae. The transcript has a single exon. Bases 1 to 1185 code for a protein of 394 amino acids. The record is from RefSeq and is a predicted model, not a curated record.